Pangasianodon hypophthalmus (striped catfish) is the source of this 1726-nucleotide messenger RNA. It is a transcript of the gene odf3l2a, whose product is annotated as outer dense fiber of sperm tails 3-like 2a. Bases 539 to 1303 code for a protein of 254 amino acids. Lineage: Eukaryota; Metazoa; Chordata; Actinopteri; Siluriformes; Pangasiidae. The transcript has 4 exons. Gene Ontology annotation, cellular component: cytoskeleton. The record is from RefSeq and is a predicted model, not a curated record.
CACACAGCACCUGGGGAAUAAAAAGAAAAUACAAAAAAGAAAAUACAAGAAGGAUAAUUAAAAAUGUUAAGCAUAAGAGGUAAGAAUAUUUUAAUAAUAGCCAUGAUGAAGAUUUUUUUAUUACUUUAAUAUCACAGGAAUGGGUAGAUGUAUUGGAUAUAUAAAUAUAGAGAUUAAAAAUUAAAACUAAGUGACUAAAAAUUCAUUUUAAAAAAUACACAUGAAGGAUCUUUAGUCAUUUUGACCUGAAUGCUUGCUAUGUUUCUUUUCAUAUCUUGUAGCUCUUGACUCAUUGUACAGUGAUGCAUUCUGCAAAAUUCACUGCAUUCUGGCUAACAUUUCUUCCACUUCUUUUUUGUUGCUCCUGGAGAUGUGUGUUGCUCGGACAAGGAUAAGGUUUCUCAUCCUUGUAAUGAUCAUCUAUAAUUCAGGUCGUAGUUGGCCCACUGUGUGUGUGUGUGUGUGUGUGUGUGAAUGAAUCCCCAACCUGUGCCGGACCUGGACACGAGGACGGUCUCUGUGAGCUGCGAGCUGCUCCAUGGCAGAAGAAGUGACGAGACGGCGUCCUCUCAUUGCUGGCCGGGAGAGGGGGCCCGGACCAGGGCACUACGCUCUCCCCCCUACCAUCGGCUACAUAAACCACGACUACACCAAGCCCAGCAGUCCGGCAUACUCCUUCCACCGCCGCAUGAGCAGCAAAAUGCUGUUUGAGGACUGCAGUCCUGGGCCUCAGUACCACGUGGAUGACAAGAUCACUCGCUUCGGAAGAGAUGGCACUCCGUCGUACUCGAUGCUGGGUAGAAAGAAGGUCGGAGCGGAUAAGUUCCAAACUCCCGGCCCAGGAGCCUACAGUCCGGAGAAGGCCCCUCCGCUAAACUGGCAUCGCCGCCCGCCGUCCUACACCAUGGCGUUCCGUACACGCUACAGGAGCGUAGACGCCGUACCUGCCCCCAACCGCUACACCCUGCCCAACCUGUUGGGUUCGCGUAUUCCCAACAAGCCCUCCAGCGCCAGCUACUCCAUGUCCCGCCGCAUGAAACCCGGGGCGCCCUCCGAGGACCUGGCAAUAACACCCGGGCCGGCUCACUACAACAGAACGGACGCGAGCAUCUACAUGAAGAGGCAGCCAUCUUUCUCCAUCCAGAGCCGCCACAACAUCCCCAGCGAUGCCACGUGCAAGCCUGGACCGGGCACUCACCGCCCGGAGAGAGUGACGGCGCACCUGCCCAGGCCGCCAUCUUUCACCAUGGGGGUGCGGCAUUCGGAGUUUGUCACACCUCUAGUCAUCGAUUUAACUGACUGAAAAAAGCUACUUUCUGGAGUCUAUCAACACACAUGGAUGAUGACAUGAUGAGGAAGCAAAUUUUCACUGUUAUUUGUAUUUUCACGUGUAAAUUAUUUAUAUAUUUUAUUCUUUAGUUAUAGAAUAUAGAUAGAUAUAUGACAAUAUUGACAGUUCUUACUGGUUUAGUCAACUUCAGAAUUAUUGGCACCCUAUAACUAUAUAAUAUAUAAUGCGUAAGAUUUUCCCUGGAGAAAAAAUAAGAGCACUUGCUGUCACGUGGUCAAAAGUAACAUGUUUCAGGACACUGAGUGCUAGUGACGUUAUUUUUAUUGACGUAAUUUUGCCGCAUACAUAAUAAGAGGAAAAUUAUUAUUAUCAUUAUUAUUAUUAUUAUUAUUAAAUUUAUACAUAAUAAUUACUUAAAAUAAUAUUAAUAUAAAU